Talaromyces stipitatus ATCC 10500 is the source of this 2974-nucleotide messenger RNA. RefSeq names its product MFS monosaccharide transporter, putative. The coding region runs from base 1 to 2547 and encodes 848 amino acids. Lineage: Eukaryota; Fungi; Ascomycota; Eurotiomycetes; Eurotiales; Trichocomaceae. The record is from RefSeq and is a predicted model, not a curated record. The transcript is spliced from 8 exons. Gene Ontology annotation, molecular function: carbohydrate:proton symporter activity. Gene Ontology annotation, cellular component: membrane. Gene Ontology annotation, biological process: transmembrane transport; carbohydrate transport.
AUGCAUGGAGAAGUACGAGUUCACCUAACGAUGUACAAUGACCAAGUGGCUUACUGCGCUUUUUCUGAUCAGACAGAGACUAGUCCUAAUUCGGCGGCCUAUGGAUCAACUGGAUAUUGUGGCAUUUCUCUCGAUCCGCUCUGGAGUACGUACGGAGACAUACACACACUUACUGCAAAUCUGGUCACCUGCUCCUUGCAUCUGCUGGUAUCACAAGUGCCUGAAACUGUGAAACUACGCUCUUUACAUCUUACUACCACCACUAACUCCUGCACCAGCGGUCUGGCAUUCCUCAUCGGAAGACGAACCGUGGAAUUAGCGACUGCUCCACCAGUCCCCUGUGACGACACAAAAGUGCCUUCCGAGUCUUCAAACUCUCCCGGGGUUCCCUCGUGGCUUUUUCUGGCCCGCUGUUUAACCGCCAUCAUUCCUUCGCCAAAGGAAAAGGGGUCCUCUACUCCGGCCGUACCUCUUCAAUCACUCCAUUCACGUUCUAGACACUCCAGCGAGUAUUCAGUCUCGGGACUGGACCUAGAGUCGGAAAAAAUCAGACACCGUGGCAGUAGCCGACGAUCCCUUUCUUCCAAUUCCCAAGCCUCCGACUUUUCGAUCUGGAGCGAUACUGGCGACUUAGCAGAGCAGCUCGCCAGCGAAGAGGAUCCUCUUCGGAUCAGGCUCCGGAAGUCUGAGGACGGCAGGGGACAGGAGCCCCAGUCGCGAACGAGGAGAGUCCAUUACGGCGAUGAGACGUUAUUGAAAAGCAAUAUAGAUAAGGAAGCUAUCGACAUACCACAUAUUACCCAUCGACGUGUGUCCCGGGCACAGUGCAUCCUAGCUGUCAUCAUGUCGCCAAACGACAUAUCAACGGCCCGUACCAAGGGGCUGGUUGGCAAACCGCUCUUGUAUUUCACCAGUGUAUUUGUAUCGCUCGGCGUGUUUCUGUUUGGUUAUGAUCAAGGUGUGAUGUCUGGUAUUAUAACAGGCUGGUAUUUUAGAGAUUAUUUUAAUCAACCCUCGAAGGCGGAAAUCGGCACAGUCGUCGCGAUUCUUGAAAUUGGUGCUCUCAUUGCAUCGUUAUUAGUCGGCAAAAUCGGAGACAUAAUAGGACGCAGACGGACAAUUUUGUAUGGGUCUAUAAUUUUUCUCAUUGGAGGAGCUUUUCAGACGUUCGCUACAAGUCUUGCUAUCAUGAUGCUGGGUCGAAUUAUUGCUGGGCUGGGAGUUGGUGCUCUUUCAACCAUCGUCCCAGUGUUCCAGUCCGAGAUCAGUCCUCCCCACAACCGCGGAAAACUCGCCUGUAUUGAAUUCACAGGCAACAUUUUCGGAUAUGCUGCAAGUGUAUGGGUCGACUACUUCUGCAGUUACAUUGAAAGCAACUAUUCAUGGCGGCUUCCAUUACUCCUUCAGUGCAUAAUGGGUGGUCUUCUUGGAGCUGGCAGUCUUCUCAUUCCCGAAUCUCCCAGGUGGCUGUUAGACAAUGAUCAUGAUGAAGAAGGUCUCAUUGUCAUCGCUAAUCUAUACGGUGGUGGAGACAUCCACAACGAACUUGCUCGCCAAGAGUACCGGGACAUCAAAUUCAACGUUCUUACUCAGCGACAGGAAGGGGAAAGGUCAUACGUGGAUAUGUUCCGACGAUAUUAUAAGCGAGUUUUUAUUGCAAUGUCUGCCCAAGCUAUGGCUCAACUAAACGGCAUCAACGUUAUAUCAUAUUAUGCACCACUUGUCUUUGAGUCCGCUGGGUGGCCAGGCCGGUCGGCUAUUCUCAUGACUGGUAUCAAUGGUCUCACAUACUUGGCAUCCACGAUCCCUCCCUGGUAUCUUGUUGAUGGCUGGGGCCGACGCCCGAUUCUUUUGUCUGGAGCUGUAGCUAUGAUGAUAUCGUUGAGUCUCAUGUCCUAUUUUCUUCUGAUUGAUGUACCUGCCACACCAAACCUGACCGUCAUCUGCGUUAUGGUCUAUAACGCUGCUUUCGGAGCCUCCUGGGGACCCAUUCCCUGGCUCUAUCCCCCAGAAAUUCUGCCGCUGAGCAUUCGUGCUAAAGGAGCUAGUUUGAGCACGGCUGCUAACUGGGCGUUCAAUUUCUUGGUCGGCGAGGUCACUCCUGUUCUACAAGAAUUGAUUAAAUGGCGCUUGUAUCUCAUCCACGCUUUCUUCUGUGCUUGCAGUUUUGUUCUCGUUUAUUUCUUGUAUCCGGAAACCAGCGGUGUUCGCCUGGAGGAUAUGAACGAACUCUUCGGGGAUGCAACAACCACGAUGCCUACGCCUGUAACACAAGGAGAACGUGAUUCUUUAAUUGGCAUCAAUUCACCUGUUCCAUCGUUCGAUCUUCAUCGCCAGCCGUCGCACUUGACUGCUGACAAUGCAAUUCCAGGUCUCAAUAUUGAUCCUCCUGCCAUUGGCCAAAAUAACAACGGAAAGCCUAGUAGCGGCGAUCAAAGCGGAGAGUCCCAAGGCUUUGGCGGCUGGAUUUCAAACAUGCUCAGCCGAAGCAAAGAACCGGCAAAGAGGAGUCAAUAUCGCCGUGUUGAUCAGGAUGAAGAGAGCUGAAAGGCUCAUCUAUGUGCUUUCAAUAACUUUUUGUAUAUUCCCUAGUGGCUAUAAAAGAGACAUUUUGCUGGAGCUCUGUCUUUCUGUUCAUUCUAGGUCCUUAUCUUUUCCCUUGUGGUUUCUUGCUUUUGAGUUUCUUGUUCAUUCUUUUUUCUUCCUUGCCUCCUUUUUCGCCGUACAUUUCGGAUCAUCUCAACCAGGAUCUCACAUAUUUAUUGACUCGCAAUCCACGCGAGGCCCUUCCUGUGCACCUACCUACUGUCCUCUCGAACAUGGCCAAUCUCUUCGUGUUACAUUCAAGCCAUGUUCACUCUCAUCUGGCUUCAUACUUGUCGUCCUGCGUGAAGUUGGAUACCCCUCAUGUUGUAUAUAUGUGUGUAGGUGUAGGUGUAAUUUCAGCGGUAUACCCAAUAGAAGGUUCAUCUAC